GGGAACAUUUUUGUUUUCCUUUUGGUUCAGCUGCACGAAGACUUUUCCUGGCCUGAAAAUCCAUAGAAAAAAUCCCUGGAAAAUGCUGAAAAGUGCUCUGUUGGCCAGUAAAAUCCUCAGAGUACCAGGAGUGAGGUUAAUUUCGCAGAAUCCUGCCCUGCGGAAGGAGAAAUGGGACCUCCUAGCUGGAGUUCUCGUGGAGCGGCUUCCAAUUCUUGGGAAGUCCCUCAAUCCCAUUGAGACAAAGUAUCAGAAAAUGCUGAUGGAUGUGGAGUUUGAGCAGAGUCUCCUGAGUGACCAUGAAAGGCGGCAUGAGAAAGACAUCUUGCUUGCGGAAAGUAUCAAAAAGGGUCUGGAAGUUGAUCUGGAUGAUGUUGCUAGUAAGCAAACAGCUGAGGACUUUGAGGAUGCCUGUGAUGAGGAGUUGGAAGCUUUUAAACUCGCUUCAAGACAAACAGAAGCAGACCGGAAGAAAGAUUUCACAUCUGUACAGAGAAAACUGGAGGAUACGUUGUUCCUCCUGGUGGAACAGACGGUGGGGAAUAAGAAAAUCUUCCUGCUGCCUCAGGGAGUGCGCCAGGAGGGAGAGACAAUGCGCCAGACGGCUGAUAGGGUUCUCCGGGAGAUUUGUGGAGAGAAGUUAAAUGUUCAGGUCUAUGGGAAUGCUCCAGUUGGAUUCUACAAGUAUAAAUACCCACAAAGUCAGCGAAAGGAAGCCGUUGGGGCGAAAGUUUUCUUCUUCCGGGCAGCACAUCUUGCUGGGAAUCCCGGGAAAGUUGAGAAAUCCGAAAAAGGAACUGGGAAGUUUCUCUGGCACACAAAAGAGGAGAUUGAAGGUAAGCUUCCGCCUGAAUACAUGAGAAGCGUCCAGCAAUUCCUUCUGUAGCCCAAAGCAUAAGAAAUAGAUUUUUUUUAGAAGAGAAAAA
Molecule: messenger RNA, 926 nt
Organism: Lutzomyia longipalpis
Lineage: Eukaryota; Metazoa; Arthropoda; Insecta; Diptera; Psychodidae
Gene: mRpL46
Product: 39S ribosomal protein L46, mitochondrial
Exons: 2
Coding region: 83-886 (267 amino acids)
Cellular component (GO): mitochondrial large ribosomal subunit
Molecular function (GO): structural constituent of ribosome
Source: RefSeq, a predicted model, not a curated record